AUGUCUUCCUACGUGUUUAACGGUUAUAUUGUCACGCCUAUUGGUCCGUGUUCCUUUGGCGCUGAGGUGUCCGGUAUAAAUUGGAAACAAUCGCCGUUGCCAGACUCCUGCAUCGAAGCCUUGGUCUUACUGCAAAACAAGUAUGGCGUCAUAGUUUUUCGCGAAACCGGACUCGACAAUGAACGCCAAGUUCGCUUCGCAUCGCAACUCGGAGAGCUCGAGAUGAAUCCUGCAUGGGGUGGCACUAAACGCGUGGGAACACCGUAUCUUUUUGAUGUUAGCAAUAUAGAAGAUGAUGGAAGUGUCGUUAAAAAGGGUUCCAGGCGCUGGGCACAUUCUCUAGGAAACGCCUUGUGGCAUACUGAUUCUUCCUUUAAUCAACAUCGGUCGAAAUACUCUCUGCUCUUGGCGCAUCGUGUCCCUGGAGAGACGCAGACUGUCACGGAGUUUGCAGACACCAGACAAGCCUGGAAGGACGUGCCAGAAGAGCAGAAGGUGGAACUGCGUAGUCUGAUCGUUGAGCACAACUUGUGGCAUUCUCGCCGUCUUGCUUCACCGGAUAUAUACCAGAAACCGACUGAGGAGGAGCAGAGGCUGAAGCCUGGAUCUUAUCAUCGACUUGUGCAAAAGGCACCCAAUGGCGGGGAAACUCUCUUCAUUGCUGCGCACGCCAAGACACUAUUUACAGGAGAAGGCAAGGAAGUUCCAGAAAGCCAAAAGCUCAUCUGGAAGCUCAUCGAUCAUUGUACACAACCUCAGUACACCUUUUCCUGCGAAUGGCUUUCAGCAGGAGACAUGAUAUGGUGGGACAAUCGUCAGUCUAUGCAUCGUGCAAGCCCGUACAGCGAGGCCAUGGGACCUCGAGAUGUCAGAAGGGCGACAGUCUAUGACGAUGGCGACAAUGCAUUCGGUGUGAAAGUGCCGCAAAGUGUUCAAGGCUGCGCACCCCUAUCAGUCAUCGUACCUUCUACCGAGGAGGGUGCUCUCUCAGUAAUUGCUUCAACUUCUACGAUUUUAAAGGGAUAA
Pestalotiopsis fici W106-1 is the source of this 1026-nucleotide messenger RNA. RefSeq lists its product as uncharacterized. The transcript is spliced from 5 exons. Lineage: Eukaryota; Fungi; Ascomycota; Sordariomycetes; Amphisphaeriales; Sporocadaceae. Gene Ontology annotation, molecular function: oxidoreductase activity. The coding region runs from base 1 to 1026 and encodes 341 amino acids. The record is from RefSeq and is a predicted model, not a curated record.